This is a messenger RNA of Benincasa hispida (wax gourd), 1170 nucleotides long. The record is from RefSeq and is a predicted model, not a curated record. Lineage: Eukaryota; Viridiplantae; Streptophyta; Magnoliopsida; Cucurbitales; Cucurbitaceae.
UUAGGGAAAGAAAAAAAGAGAAGCAAAAUGGUAGAAGUUUAGAGAAUGAGUUCCAAAAGACGAAGUGUAUUAAAUGCUGCGUCUGCAAUCCCCACCCACCUUCGCCCAAAAAGUUAUCUGCCCUAAUUCCUUCUUUCUCUUCUUUCUUCUUCUUCUUCUUCUUCUUCCUCACUAAUGGCUUCAACUUCAAUUCCUUCUUCUUCUUCUUCUUCUUCUUCUUCUUCUUCAAUUCCUUCUCAUUCUCCAUGUCCUCUCCUUCUUCCAAUUACUCCUUCUCCAGGAUCGGCCUCGGCUACUCCAUUGCCAUAGCCCUCGCCUUCCUCGUUCUCCUCUCUGCCCUUCUCCUCGCCUUCUACGUCUGCUGCCGCGCCUCCCGCUCCCGCAACCUCCGCCGCCCACCCCCUUCCUCCGCCCCUCCUGAUGCCGGUAUCAUUCUCCCCCAGAUCAUCUUCGUCGCUGAGGACGACGCUGCUCCAGAUCGCGACGAUGACAACGGCGUCGUUGGCCUCGACCAGUCCGUCAUUAACUCUUACCCUAAAUUCCCUUUCUCCAGAGAUAAAUCCAUGGCUGGAGCUAAUUGUGUCUGUUCCAUCUGUCUCUGUGAGUACAAGGACGCCGAGAUGCUCAGGAUGAUGCCUGAGUGUAGACACUACUUCCAUCUCUGUUGCAUCGAUGCUUGGUUGAAGCUUAAUGGCUCUUGUCCGGUUUGCCGGAAUUCGCCGCUUCCGACUCCGCUUUCCACUCCUCUUCAAGAGGUUGUUCCGCUCUCUCAAUACAUGGCGGAUAGGCGAAGGAGAUGAGGACUCAUUCAUUGCAAUAGGUUCUUCUUUUACUUCUCCUCUCUUGAUUUCAUAUUCCCUGUUUGUUUUUUUGCCUGUUUUCACUUUUAGGAAUUGUAAAUUCUUUGGUUAGAUGCUGAGUUUUUUCUUUUUCUUCUGAAUGUUCUGGGAACUGUUCGACCCAUACAUGAAAUUUUCAAUUUACCUUUUGAGCAAUUCGCUGAGUAGUCAUGAAUCAGUAUUCUUGUGUAGAUCUGAUAGUGUUGGAUUCAGUUAUUCGAAAAAAAUUGAGACAAGAAGAACUUUUCCAUUUCUCUUCCUUUUUGUGUGAAAAAGUUGGCUUGACCCAUCUCAAGGGUCCUCUUUAAUUUCCACUGUUCUCUUCUUAAGC